Molecule: messenger RNA, 2460 nt
Organism: Scomber japonicus (chub mackerel)
Lineage: Eukaryota; Metazoa; Chordata; Actinopteri; Scombriformes; Scombridae
Gene: gucy1a2
Product: guanylate cyclase 1, soluble, alpha 2
Exons: 9
Coding region: 1-2460 (819 amino acids)
Biological process (GO): cGMP biosynthetic process; response to oxygen levels
Cellular component (GO): guanylate cyclase complex, soluble
Molecular function (GO): guanylate cyclase activity; heme binding
Source: RefSeq, a predicted model, not a curated record
AUGUCCUCCUCAUCGCGCAAGAUCUCCUCCGAGUCGUUCAGCAGCUCGGUGGGCUCCGACUGCGGGCUCGAAAGCCCCGGUGGAGACGGAGGGGACGGCGGAGGGUUGGAGCCGGCGGAGGAGAGCCGAGGCUGCCCUUUCUCCUCCUUCUCCUCCUUCUCUUCCACCUCCUCCUCCUCCCACCACCACAGAGCGCUCCUCUGGAACGGCCGCAGCCCCGCCGAGAGGCCGGUGUGUCCCGGGGGCGAGGAGCAGCAGCAGCAUGGACCCGGUGUACCGCACAAGAGGGUGACCAGGAGGAGAAGGGUGAACCUGGACUCACUGGGAGAAAGCCUGAAGCGCCUGACCUCACCCACGACUCAGACUGUUCAGGAGGCUCUACAGCGAACUCUGCAAUUCUACAGACAACAAGAGAUCAGGUGCCAAGAUGUUGGUAGUGAGGAGAGGCGAAAGGAGAAGAGAGAGGAGAAGUGUCCAUUCCUAGAAAAUUCUGGUUCAGAGGAGGACGUCCUACAAAUCCUGCAGUACAUGGCCACCAUACUGGGAGUACCCUUCUGUGAGCUGCGAGAGCAUUUUGGAGAAGAGUUCUUUGGCCUUUGCUUUGAAGAAAACGAACGAGUGCUUCGGGCCGUCGGCGGCAACCUCCAGGACUUUUUCAAUGGCUUUGAUGCCAUUUUGGAACACAUUCGCACCUCUACAGGGCGCCGUGCCUCGUCUGAGAGCCCCUCCUUCCAGUGCAAGGAUCCUUACGAUGAGGAGACAGGGAGAAGAAAAUUGGUCAAAGUUGGAGAGCGAGGAGAAGGAGAUGAAAGAGGGAAGGUGUUGCUUCUUCAUUGUUUCAACCCUGCCCCUGUUGUAGGAUUGGUCAUGCCAGGUUUGAUCAGAGCUGUUGCCAGGCGGAUCUUUCACUCACAAGUUGAAGUGGAAGAGGUGCCACCUCUGACUCCAUUAUUGCCCAAUGAAGAUACAGAACACACGGACGGUGACUCUGUAACUCCAACUCCGACGGCGUCUCCCUCUGCAUCACCCUCCUCAUCCCCAUCCCCUCCCUCUCUUUUCCCAACCACCGUUCCUACAGUUUGCCUAUCCUUCCAAAUCCAAGAGACAUCCCCUUCCUCCUUCUCUUCUCUCCCAAACUCUGCCUCAGUGUGCUCCAAGAGGCCCCCCCUCUCACUUUCCACCAACCCCAGUGAUCUACGCAUCGGCCUGGCCACGUUUUGCCGUGCCUUCCCAUUUCACCUUGUUCUGGGACCUCGCAUGGAGCUAUUGCAGCUUGGAGAGGGACUGAGGAGACAGGCUCGCAUUGAGCCUCACCGGAGUCUCUCAUUCAGGGACUGUUUUGAGAUUGUCUCACCGAAGAUGGAGCCUUCGUUCCGGGGAAUCCUGCUGAGGCUUGCAUCUCCAUUUACCAUUCGUACCAGGCCGGACAACACACAGACUGGCACCAAGGAAAAGGUCAUGGAGUUAAAGGGUCAGAUGAUCCAUGUGCCUGAGUCCUGCUCUCUGAUGUUUUUGGGCUCACCACGUGUUGAUAAGUUGGAGGAGCUGAUGGGCCGAGGCCUUCACCUGUCAGAUAUCCCCAUCCAUGAUGCUACGCGGGACGUUAUCCUGGUGGGGGAGCAGGCCAAGGCUCAGGACGGCCUCAAGAAGAGAAUGGACAAACUAAAGGCCACAUUAGAGCGGACUCACCAGGCGCUGGAAGAGGAAAAGAGGAGAACUGUCGAUCUCCUUUAUUCCAUAUUUCCGGGUGAUGUGGCCCAAAAACUGUGGCAGGGUCAGCCGGUGCCCGCUCGUAAAUUUGAUGACGUCACCAUGCUGUUCUCAGACAUCGUGGGCUUCACGGCUGUGUGCGCUCAGUGUACACCCAUGCAGGUCAUCUCCAUGCUGAAUGAGUUGUACACGCGCUUCGACUACCAGUGUGGGAUCCUGGAUGUUUACAAGAUCGAGACAAUAGGUGAUGCUUACUGUGUGGCGGGAGGACUUCACAAGAAGGUUGAUAGUCACGCAAAGCCAAUUGCACACAUGGCUCUGAAGAUGAUGGAACUUUCUGAAGAAGUGCUGACACCCGAUGGAAGACCUAUCAAGCUAAGAAUAGGCAUCCACACAGGCUCGGUGCUGGCAGGUGUGGUCGGGGUUAAAAUGCCACGUUAUUGCCUGUUUGGGAACAACGUGACACUUGCCAGCAAGUUCGAAUCAGGGAGCCAUCCAAGAUGUAUCAACGUUAGUCCUACAACUUACCAGUUGCUGAAAGACGACCGCUCUUUUUCGUUUGUCCCUCGUUCACGACUGGAGCUCCCAGAGAAUUUUCCCAAAGAGAUCCCGGGAACGUGUUACUUCCUGGAGGCGGGGACAUCUCACAGCCAUGCAUCACUGACCAGCUCUCGCUCUGCUCCCCCAGCCUCUAUGAGGAAAGUCUCCUACAGCAUCGGGACCAUGUUUCUAAGAGAAACAAGUCUGUAG